Austrofundulus limnaeus is the source of this 3639-nucleotide messenger RNA. It is a transcript of the gene ches1, whose product is annotated as checkpoint suppressor 1. The record is from RefSeq and is a predicted model, not a curated record. The transcript is spliced from 7 exons. Gene Ontology annotation, cellular component: nucleus. Gene Ontology annotation, molecular function: cis-regulatory region sequence-specific DNA binding; DNA-binding transcription factor activity. Gene Ontology annotation, biological process: regulation of DNA-templated transcription. The coding region runs from base 420 to 1922 and encodes 500 amino acids. Lineage: Eukaryota; Metazoa; Chordata; Actinopteri; Cyprinodontiformes; Rivulidae.
ACACACACACACACGCAAACAUACACGCGCACACGCACUCACCCAAGCUCUUCUCUGGUAGAGGAGAGAGCGCAGAGAGGGAGACUAGAGGAACGCGGCAGCGGCUCGUGCGUGCGUGUGUAUGCUUGUGCGCGCGCUCGCUCGCUCGCUCGCUCAGUGCUACUAGGAACGACUGGCGAGGCGGAAUAAUGGAGGGGCUCUGGAAAAACGCCGGAAAGUGACCUAGAACCGACACCAAGAGACAGAGAAGAGCGCGAGGAGAAGGAGAAACUGGUUAAGAGCUCGCGAGGACGAGAAGAAGGACGGAAAGGAGAAGGAGAGGAGUCCAACAGAGGAGAGGAAAAGUGUGGACACGAGGAAAAAGGGGGGGUUCAUCUGGAACUCGAACCAGGAUCCUAAAGGAGUGAGCCCUGGGCUGGAUGGGACCCACCAUGCCCCCCAGCAAGAAGGCUCAGAGCCCCAGUAGUGGAGCCAGUGCCUCUCAGGGCAUGAGCCCACCGUACCGGCAGGGGGACGCCGCCACAGCGGCGUCUGAGGCCGAGGCUGCCGACCUCUCACUCUCCUUGUCYGCCUCCUUCUCCAAGGCCGAGGACGAGGAGCUCACCAGCCUCUCCUGGCUCCACGAGAGCACAGACCUCCUCAACAGCUUCAGCCACUCCGGGCUACGUAGCGUCUCCCCUCUGCAGGACCCUGACGGUCAGCACCCCCGCUCGCCCUCCUCUUCUUCUCCMUCCCCAGACGACCCGCUGCUGGGUGACACGCAUUCAGCGUACGACUUGUCGGCGGGGGCUAACCGAAAGCCUCCGUACUCCUUCAGCUGCCUGAUCUUCAUGGCCAUCGAGGACGCCCCGAACAAGCGGCUGCCCGUGAAGGAUAUCUACGGCUGGAUUCUGGAGCACUUCCCUUACUUUGCCAGCGCCCCGACAGGCUGGAAGAACUCUGUGCGGCACAAUCUGUCACUCAACAAGUGUUUCAAGAAGGUGGAUAAAGAUCGCAGUCAGAGCAUAGGYAAAGGCUCUCUGUGGUCCAUAGAUCCAGAGUACAGGCACAACCUGAUCCAGGCACUAAAGAAGACGCCGUACCAUCCGUACUCGCCCAGCCUGGCCGCCCCACCCACCUCCCCGCCCACCCUGCCACCGACGUUCCACCACAGGAACAUCAGAGGCUUGAGGCAGGAAGUCAGAGUGAAGGAGAGGCAGGAGCAGACCAUCAGUCCUCCAUUGUGGUCGGAGAAUCCCCUCUACAGAAAGAACGGAGGACUUCUCCUACAAGUUCCUCGUGGCGUGAUCCAAAACGGCGCUCGUGUCAGGAGCCAGGCCGUGUUCCCUGUUAUCAGACCCCUGCCCGUAAGCCCGGUGGGGAGCAGAACCUCGGCCAUAAGAUCAUCCCUGGGAGAGUAUCUGAGCCGAGGACCGGACAGCCCGACACGGUACUCCCCUCCACCCUGCGGCGAGGACCUCCAGGAGGACCACACGUACAGCACUGCCAAGUCCCCCAGCAGGCUGUCCUCCUCCCAGGGCGCCACCCCGUCCUCCCCGCUGGACGACGACGACAUCAUCGCCGUGGAGAUCGAGUCGGACGUUAAGCCCGAGCCCCGGGAGAUCCCGCUGGAUUCUCACCUGGCCACUGCCGCCACGUACAUCUCCCAGCAGCCCCCGCGCGGACAGAGACGCGGCUCGGGGGCGGGGACUCUGCCGGGCAGCAGCCUGCCCUGGACCAAAAGCCGAGCGAGGGGCCUGAGCGACACGCUGCCGCUCAAGAAGCGGCGCGCGGUGGAGAAGCCGCCGGAGAGCGACGACGAGGAGAUGAAGGAGGCGGCGGGGUCGCUGCUCCACUUGGCCGGCGUCCGAGCCUGCCUCAACAACAUCACAAACCGCGCCGCCAAGGGCCAGAAGGAGCCCAAAGAGGCUCUAAGAAACUAAGACACACACAUUAACGCACGCACACACACACAAAUAGAUCAACAGGUUAUUCAGCAUUAGUCUGAACGGACACUCGUCAUUUCCCUCUAUCUUUCUGCAGGGCAUUAGGUGAAUCCUACUUAUUUGUGGCAAUAUCAAAAAUCUAUGUUUUCCUACAUGUUCAGCAACACUAACACCGAUGGGUAUUUCUCAUGUGUCUACGAUGUUUUUCUUGUUUUUAAAAAAAAGGGGAUGAAAGCCAUAAAAAAAGCAUGUUUUGUCUCUAAUUUGGGCAAGCGGAUAAACAACAACGAAAAGAAAAGCAAACAAAACAAAAAGGUCACACAGGAGGGAGCGCACAGCACGGUGACGGAGGACGGCUGUUUGUCUUUGCCUGUUUUUGUUUCUCCAUGUCCAAUCUGUAGCAAUCUCGCAGUGAUGCCAGCAAAACAAACAUGGCGGAGACUUAGCAUCACUUCUCCUCAACUUACAAACCCACGAGCACAAACGUGAGACUGUGCCAAAGAUACGCGACCAGGUUGCUUCAUGUAGCCAAAACUAAAAGAGGGAAAACAAACAAAACAAAACAAAAAAAGACGAAAAAAGGCAUCGUAGUAAAGGAGUUAGAGUGAAACAAAUGUAAAACCCAAUGGGAUAUGUAUAUUCAUGCAUUUAAGAUUAUUUUACGCCACAUAGGGAAAGCAUCAUGGGUAAAAACAUGGUUUAUUUCCAGAGCACUCAUAGUAUUUAAGAAGAAAUAUAUGAAAAUAAAAAAAAUGGUCAUGUUUAUCACCAUAGAGACAGAUAACGUGCCGGGUUUGAGGCAAUAUCUCCUUCAUUUCGUUGUUGUUGCAUAAUGUAAACAUCCCUGAAACUUCCUCAGUACCUCUGUCCGUAGACACCGGGUCUAGAUCUCAGAGCUWCUGGUAGCUGCCACACCUUCCUCUCCAUACAUGGACUGUGGUUGAUAAAAGUCCGCUCGUGUCUGUUUAACMCUCGCUCUACCCUCAUAAAGAUAUAAGCAAUUUGUCCCGUUCGUGGACAACUCUGUAAAAAGGUUAGAAAAUAUUUUGGUUUUAUUUUUUAUUUUUAUUUUAUUUUUGUUCCGUUCCUUUUCUUAAUUGAAGCAAUUUGACCUGCAGGACUUUCUCAGUUAUAUUGCAUGGGUGCUUGUAAAUAAGAUAAAAAGCAAAUCUUUUUUAUUCAAAGAUCAUGUAAGAUAAACGAUGUAUUUAGCAUGAAGCAUGACUUAUUUUCAUAUAAACCUUGAUCCUAGAGAAAAAGGAGGGAAAGGGGGGGAGAAAACUUUUUUUUUCCCACAAUUCUUAUACCUGUGAUUAUAUUGGAGKUUUUUUAUUUUAAUCUUUUAGGUUUCGUUUUGUUUUUCUGAGUGAGCUUUCUAAGACACGUCUUCAGGGAGCAACGUGGGAGAGCACCAAAGGGUGCCACCUCUGGGCUUUGGGUUCAGGCUGUAUCGGGCCGGCCAGCAGAAUCACCUCUUACAUGAGGGGGAGGGGUGGGGUUCGUCUUCUUCUGCCUGUACAGUUUUAUUUAGUUUAGUUUUUUAUUAUUAUUACUUUUUUUUCUGUUUAGAUGUUCAGUGUUAAGCCCCCCCCAACAUCUGUGGAGUGUGUGUGUGUGUGUUGACACACACCCUUUAACGUUGUGCCUGCCUCCCUGCCUGCCCUCAGCCCGAGCUCCGUAGUCGUGGCUGCGCAGUUGUUACCUGUUUUUAUUU